Messenger RNA from Lucilia sericata (common green bottle fly), 729 nucleotides. RefSeq names its product ribosomal RNA processing protein 1 homolog A-like. Lineage: Eukaryota; Metazoa; Arthropoda; Insecta; Diptera; Calliphoridae. The record is from RefSeq and is a predicted model, not a curated record. The coding region runs from base 1 to 729 and encodes 242 amino acids. The transcript has a single exon.
AUGAAACUUUUUACAAUUUUAAUUUUUGGCCUUGUUUUGGCUUUGGCUUUAGCCGAAGAAGCAGAAGGAGAUGGUGCUGAGGACAAGGGUGAUGAACCUGGUGAUGAUGACAAGGGUGGAGAAGGUGGUGACGACAAGGGUGAAGGAGGUGACGAAGACAAAAAAGACGAAGGUGGUGAUGACAAAGGCGAUGGAGGUGAUGACAAGGAUGGUGAUGAUAAAGGCGAUGGCGACAAAGGUGGUUCUAAACCAGCUGGUGGUGGAUCAGCCUCCCCUGCUCCGGCUCCAGGUAAAAAACCAGCUGGUGGCGGUUCCUCAAACAAACCUGCUGCAGGUGGAAAUAAACCUGCUGGAUCUAAGAAACCAGCCAAUAAUAAGCAAAAUCUAGUUCAAAAAAGAAAACAAAUUAGGAAAAAACAACAGGCCCUUUUGAAAAGACAACAAGCCAUCAUGAAGAAACAACAAGCCAAGAGGAAAAGAAUGCAAGCUAUUAGAAAAAGACAACAGGCCAUGAUGAAGAGACAACAGGUUAUGAUUGACCAACAAUUAAGAAAUCUGAAAAGGCAACAGGCUAACUUUAAGAUCCAACAGUCUAACAUGAAGAGAUUACAAGCUCAAAGACAAAAGGCCGCUGCUAAUAAGAAGAAAACUGCUGCAAAUAAAAAUAAAAACAAACAAAAUCAAAAGGUUGGAGCAAACAGACCAAAGGUUCCCAACAGACAAGGUUAA